This is a messenger RNA of Anopheles stephensi (Asian malaria mosquito), 17423 nucleotides long. RefSeq lists its product as uncharacterized. Gene Ontology annotation, molecular function: transmembrane transporter binding; small GTPase binding. Gene Ontology annotation, cellular component: presynaptic membrane; cytoskeleton of presynaptic active zone. The coding region runs from base 2319 to 10370 and encodes 2683 amino acids. The transcript has 23 exons. The record is from RefSeq and is a predicted model, not a curated record. NCBI's taxonomy places the organism in Eukaryota, Metazoa, Arthropoda, Insecta, Diptera, Culicidae. Gene Ontology annotation, biological process: intracellular protein transport; regulation of synaptic plasticity; calcium ion-regulated exocytosis of neurotransmitter.
UGGAUGGCAGCGCGAUUUUCCACUCACUCGUCACAGCCGUAACGGGACGGGAAAGAAAAGCGUUUUCGGGCUCGCGUUCGCCAGUUUUCAGUGCUCUUGUUCCUUGUUGGUUCUGCAUUUCCUGUGUUUGUUAAUGGUUUUUGAAUUCUCGUCUCGUUCCCAACAAUCCCGUGCAAGUCCGCGCCGUCGAUCGCUGCUAACCUGUGUGUAUCUACGUGUGGGACGUCGACCGUUCCGUGGCCGUUCCGUGCAUGUAUGGAAAUAAAGUGUCUCAGUGGCAGAGAGAAAGCAUUCCAACGCAAAUGAGAUGCAGAUGCUAAAAUGUAUCGACGCGGUGAAAUACUUUAACCCAAAAAGUGGGUAAGCAAAACGGUUGGCCCUUCGAAAGUGUCUCAAACAAAGAAGCCAACCAGCUGGUUGUAGUUUCGCUCGGUACGAUGAUGUUGGUCAUGCAUUCGUUCGCUGCUGGUAGUGAAUGUGCUGCUGCUGCUGCUGCUGCUACUAAUCAUGGUGAAGUGAGUGAAACUCGUGAUGCCUGACGAGCGUGUUUACUGGCGUACGAGCAAGCGCUAACUGUUCGAGCCACCAGUCUGUUAAUCUGCAAGUCCGGUUGUGCGUCCGGGUUCGGGGCACUACAUCGAUUAGUGAAGCAGCGUUUGUGUGUGGUAAAAUCGGCAAAACCCGGUGCAUGAUUCAACCGUAGUCCCGUCGAAGGUACACUGUUUACCCAACAACCCAUAUGGUUUCCACAUCAAAAUGAUGCAGCAAUGUGCGCACAAUGGUGGUGUGAAAGUGUUUAACAGGUUAUGUUAAUGUUUAAUACAGUGAAUGGUAGCAACUUGUGUUUGGUACAACGAAUUUUCAACACAUCCGAUAAAGGAAAGCUGUAGUUAAUGAGCAGAAGACAACAACGGUUGAGUAGUUCGGGAAUGGCCGAUUUGCUCAGUGUGGUGCGAUGCGAUGCUAAAGGCUAGGUACCAGCGCGUGUGUUUGGGUGAUGAAAAAGAGCAGCGUGAUUUUGUGAGGAAAAAAUGGAGACCAUAUCAAAACUGUAUCCUCCGUAACUUGACUAAAGGCUGGUGAACAAUAAUUGAGGAUUCACAAAAAAACUAAAAAAGACACACACACACACUUCUGAAACGAAUUCAACCCAUUCAUGAUGCAAACGAUCGGGCAAUGUCUACCCAACACGCGUCGUUUCUAACCAUGCAUCAUACAUCCUGAGAGGGUGGCAGGGUGGGUGGUGCGUCUUGGCAACACGCCGCAGCCUCCAUCUUGCUUUUCGGGUGGUGAACGGCACACCACCGUCUGUAAUCGGCUGGUGGGCUGCGCAGUAGCAGCAUCAGCACCACCAUCAUCAUCAUCAUCACCGUCGUCAGCACCAUCGUCAACGGCAGAAUCACCAUCAGCAGCAGCAACUACAACGGCCAAUUCACCAAAUCAGUGACGUUGCGCUGAGAAGAUGUUCACCCAAACCAACCGCGACAUUCGAUUCUCCAGUGUAGCCAACGGUGACGAUAACGACGACGAUGGUUCUAGGCGUCGGGUCAAACCAGUGUACACAGUGCAACCCGACCGAGCACGGUGUGCCGGAAGCUUGUGCCGCUUGCAAGUGAUCGUGAUCCGGUGCCGGUGCAUCAGCGGUGAACUCGAUGCCAGCGAUGGGCUGCAAGUGACGAACCGGUAUCAAGCCGCUACGAACGGUAUGGGUCGCGUAGGUGACAAACCGUCGUUUGCCGAUUUGUUUCGCAAGAAGAAAAAGUGCCGACAGUGCGGUGGUGUGUGCUAGUGUACGGUGCAACAUGCUAAAACGUACAAUGCAAGUGAGCAAAAGCUGUGUGCUAGUGAGGCGAAAAUACGUGCUUAUCGGUGUUACUGUGCCCAGUUAAACUUUGCCCAAGUGCUAACAUCAUAUUGCAUAUCUCAGCGCAACCGGCGCGUUAGUUUGCAGAACAAAGUACGAAAGAAAUAAACUCGAUUGCAACAAAACACUUCAAACGUGAAAGCGAACCGGUGAAAUCCGCACCAUGUGUUGUUUGUGAUAAAUUGUUAACCACACAAAGCAGACAAAAAGGGGUGAUUAUCAAAUUUGUUAUUAAGGUGGCGAAGAAAGAUGUUUCGAAAUCGAUAAACAAGGUGUGAAUCGGUGUUUACGGAAGUGCGUACUCGCUCUCUUACUGCAAGCGGAUAGCUGUGCCACCACUGUCGGGUAGUGAGUUGCAGUAACGAGUGCGAGUUACAAAAAGCAAAACAAAAAAAACCGAGAUAAUUUCACAGUUCACAGAUCAGGCAGUGAAUUACUAGCAAGCGACAGCAAAAUGGACGACAUGCCCGAUCUAUCGCACCUGACGCAGGAGGAACGGGCCAUCAUCGAGGGUGUGAUGAUGCGCCAGAAGCAGGAAGAGGAACGGGAGAACGAGAUUAUGCGACGGAAACAGGACGAGGUAGCGACGCUCGUCGACUCGAUCCGGCAGAAGUCGGAGCAGCAGAAGAAGGCAGGAGUCGAGCUGGAGGCCACGUGUCACAUCUGCCUCAAGACAAAGUUCGCGGACGGUAUCGGGCACAUCUGUCACUACUGCAACAUUCGCUGCUGUGCCAAAUGCGGUGGCAAAGUAACACUACGCAACAAUAAGGUCAUAUGGGUAUGCAUAGUGUGUAGGAAAAAGCAGGAACUCCUAUCAAAGACGGGUCAAUGGAUGAACAAGAGCACCAGCCCGGAUGGGGUGAUACGAAGGCAGGAAGGUGAUCCGAGGACAUUACCCCAAACGAUGCUCGAUCCGCACGAUCCCUCCGACAAGCGGCCCAAGCUGGAGCGGGCACGUAGCGCGGCGGAAAAGGAGAACAAUCCGAUGCAACGGGCCAACAGCCAGUUGCGUCGCCAGUACAGCCAGCAAGAUCCACCGACCCGCCGGCUAUCCCAGUCGGAUGGUAGCGGGAUGGACAUGAUGAUGUCACCCGGCCAUCACCAGCAGCAGAUGGGACGGAUGCAGCAGAUGGGUCACGGGCAGGUAGGGAUGUACGGUGGACGGGCCGGAGGUCAGCAGGGCGUUGGGUACGGUGGAUCGUACGGACAGCAUUCGCAACUUCCUCAGCCACCGAUGCAACACGGAGGAGGUGUUGGUGGAGGUCCGUACGGUGGGCAACAUUCAAUGACUCCCCAGGUUCACAUCACCCAUGCUGGAGGUGGUGGUGGGUCGUUGGGCGGGUAUGGUCAUGAUGAUCCCAGCUACUAUCAGAGUGAAAUUGAAGAUCUCAUGCGCACCCAUCCACAUCUGGUACAUCCGCGACAGCAGCAACACUACGCCGAAUCGCUCCAAUCCAGCUCGGCCCACGGUAGUAGCGGUCUGGGAGGUGGCGGUGUUGGUGGCGUUGGUGGCGUCCAUCUUCCACCCGAGCCCACCAAAUCCCACAAGCGACCGCUCGGUGGCCCGUACCUGCCCCAGCAACGGUCCUUCAGCAGCUCCGAUGAGGACAUUCGCUCCACGCCGGAGUUCGAAGCCGGUCACCAAAGACAGUAUUUCGAUAAUCACACACGACUGAACGCAAACCUUACCGACUAUCGAGCAACAAAGCUGGACGUGCAGCAACGCAACAGUUACAAUCGUACCAAUCACAACCGAUAUCAAUCACCGUCCCAGUCGACGCAGCAUUCAUCCCAUCCCUAUCACUACCAGCAGUCGGCGGAUCCGCUGGGGCGGGACUACCAUCAGCAGCAGCCACUGCCGCAGGUGGUGGUCGGCGAGAGCACUAUUGCAUCCACGGCCUACGAUAGUAUUAACCACCAUCACCAGCCCCAUCAGCAUCAUCCCUCGCUCCAUCAUCCAUCGGGUACGGCGGCACCGAGUCCGGCCACCAUACCGCAGGGCCUGCACGGCGGUAGUAGCGGGAGCAGCAGUAGCAGUCAGCAUCAUCCGUAUCAGCAGCAGCAGCAGCAGCAGCACCAUCAGCACCAUCAACCGCACCAUCAUCAUCAGCAGUGUAACAGUAGCAGCAGCGGUGGUUCCAGCCACAGUACCACGGGACAUCAUCCUGUGGCGCAGAAUUCGCACACACGUUACGGCACGAGCCCGGCCGCGACCGAGCAGCCGGAUCCGUACUGGGACGAACCGGCCGACAGUCGGCGGUUUACCGAGCGCAGAAAGAAGACGGUCCGGUUCGAUGGGCAGGACUCGGACGAUUGGUCCCGGUGGGAAUCGGAACGACAGGGCAGCCAGGACUCGGCGACCAAAGAUUCCGGCAUUGAUACGAGUAGCACGUUUACCAGUAGCGAAGACUCGAACCGUGGCGAUGGCCCAAAGAAUCCGGUAAGCUGGCAAGUAGUGUCAUCGGCGGACGGUGGCCGAAUGGUCGGUCGGCUGGUGCAGCGCAGACAGUUUGACGGCGAAGACGUGCUAGGGUUGAAGGUGCGCGGUGGCCAGGUGUUACCGAGCGAUACCCGUGCAGCGCUCAUCGAACUGGAAAGUGCUCACAUUAGGCCAGAAAAUUACGAUCGUCGCGAUAAGCCGAGCGUGCUGGUCACUUCACCAGGAUCGCCGGAUUUGCACAGUGUGCGAAAUUACUCCAACUCUCGGUACAGCAACCGGCUAGCACCGGCCGGUACGGUAUCGCAGGAGAAUAGUGUCGGUGGCCGGGUACAGAUCAAGCUUGGGUUCGAACCGAGCUCACUGCAGCUGAUCGUUACCAUCCUGUGCGCCAAUGGUCUCGUCCCGCGUGGAAACGGUGCCGCCCGUAACCCGUACGUUAAGAUCUGUUUGCUGCCGGAUCGAAGUGAAAAAUCGAAACGACGCACCAAAACGUUAGCCCUUACGAACGAUCCUCGCUGGGGACAAACGUUCGUCUACGAAGGCUUAAGAAGGGCCGACCUUAACAACCGUCUGUUUGAGGUGACGGUGUGGGAUUACGUGCGGUACGGUGCGAACGAUUUUCUUGGCGAGGUUAUAAUCGAUCUGUCUACGCACCCGCUGGACGAUGAGGCGGAAUGGUACAUUCUUCAACCCCACCAGGACUCCCUGCGAGAUACUUUGCGUAGAGACGAUAAAGAACCUGGCAACGAAUUGGAUAUGAUAUUGACCCCGACCGAUCAUUUAUCGCCGCCGAGUACGACCUCACGCUUGAGUGACUCUGAUACGACAUCCGAAUGCGAUAUAGAUGGUUUGAUGACCGGACGUGACGGCGCUAGUGUAUCAUCCUUAGGCAGCUCAUCUAGUCCUCCGCCAGAGGUCGAUCUGCAGGACAGACGAUCUAGAAGGGAUAUGUCCCCGCAAGGCAGGAAACGAGCAGCUGGCAUGGUAGCGAAGGACUAUCGCACAGUUUCUGGUGUUGGACAGGGAUUUCACAACCAGAUGAGUGCAGAGGCAUCGUCGGCGUACAGGCGCAACGGUACGAUGGCGAUGAAUCAGCGAAGCCAAUCGGCCGCACCGAGCGACAACUAUCGGGACGAUCGGCGGGACUCGUUAUCGCCACAAGAUGAUAGAUAUACAGAAUAUCCAGUUCUUCCAUUGCAUCAGUAUGCGCCAAGAUUUCAAUCACGAUCAGCGACUGCGACACCAACCGGUUCACCGAAGAAACGACAAUUACCACAAGUACCUCACAUGUCACGGAAUGCAGCAAUACGGGAGCGGUUCAUUCAGGACUUUGAGGAGCGCAGCGGUGGUCGAUUCGCGCGGCAUCGUGGCCGCCAGAGCCACCAUCAGCCGACGUACCGUAGCACAGGGAUGGGAGGCUGGGAACGACACUACUCCGGACUAUCCGACAGUGACUUGACGACGCAUUCGUUAGAGAGUAGAAUUAGGCCAAGACACUCGCUAUCUCCGGAUAAGGAUUUUAUGGGUGACUUUGGUGAUUCCGACAUGGAAUCGGUAGUUAGUGUUACUUCAAGUGCUUUCUCAACCCAAUCGGAGCGACCGCGCGGAUCGAAAGGGAUCAGGACGCAUCAAAACCGCCGCCUACAGCACCGAAGCCUACCGACGGGAUGGGCAACGACGUCACUAUGUGCGCUGCCGAGUGAGUACUCGGGCGGACAGCCGAUAACCGAUAAGUCGGGCAUCAUUCCGGUGUUGUCGGACGUAACGCAACCCGCAAUCAUUCCUCCCAAACCGGAGUUUGAACUGCAACCUCCCGCUUGUAGUGUGGUUGGUCCUACCGUAGUUGGUAACGCUAGUACCUGUAGCAAUUUCGCUUCUGGAUCCCCAUUACCUUUAGGUGUUCCGAUCGAGUCGGUACUGUCGGAUCCAAUACCGAUUUCUCCGGCUCCACCCGAUAAGACUAUUUCGGGAAUGGCCGGUAGCUACGGUCCUGUGCCGGUGAGUCAUGGAGGGUCCAUGCCGGAGGGGUACUUUAACGAGCAGUGCAUAACACUGCAACCGGACUGUGGUUCUACCAUCCAGAGCUUUUCUAUGAAUCCGGGAAACGAUAACGUUAUGAGCACUUCGGUUAAUCUCUCCUCCUGCCAGCAAGGUAACCAGCUGUCCGCCACCUCUUUUGAGUUCCAAUCUGGAUCGCUUCCAACUGAACAUUACUUUAACCGUGCGAGAGCACCUCCAACCGGUGGUGUGUCGAUGGAUCCCAUUAUGUCCUCCUCAAUGCACGCAGGCGAUGGAACAGGUACUGUCGAUUACGAACAGCCUGGACCACAAAUGGGUCGACGACCGUCGUAUGCAAUGCGUACGAACACGUCGGAACCUAAUCUAAACUCCAUGAUCAUGCGACGACUCUCCAAUCGCCCAAUGGAGCAACAGCACGCGUUUGCUUACUCGCAACCACGCAAUCAGAUGAUCUCCAUUUCUAACCGUUACCAUCCGCAAUCGCAUGUUUCGAUGGGCAGAGGCGGUGGAGAUCCUGCGACCAAGUAUGCUCCACCACCCGUUGCCACGAAUCAGAUAAUUUUGAAGUCUUCCUUUUCCGAUCAGAACCUUCAUAAUAGUAUCGUGUACGAACCGGGUGGUAUGGGAGGAGCCGGGGGUCAGAAUAUUUGCAUUUCGAACAAAAAUGUGUACGACCCGAAUACUGGCUACCAGAACCAAACGAUUACUUGCAUUAGCAACAGUAGGGAAAAUCUGGGUGAAAGCAAUAUCCGUUACACCAGCAACCCGGAAGGUACGGUGUGUGAGAUCAACGCACCGGAUGUCCAGUUUCGUAGCUCGCGUACUUCAAACAUCUACGAAGAUGUGGCGCUACCACUGGAGCAGGCAAGAGUUCCAUUGACAGAGUCAAUAGGAGUGAGUCUUCCUGUGGCGAUUGAUCAGCAUGAGUACGGUAUGGGCAAUAUGGAGAUGAAUCCCGAACGAAUUCUUGGCAAACCGAUCGAAGUACUCCGAUCGCCAAGCGAGUAUCGCUAUUCGUCCUACCACAAGAAACCGAGUGAAGAUCCGUACAUGGUCAGUAGUGUCGUUCACGGUAAGCCAGAAAAGAUAGCACGCUCCCAUUCGCUGAUCGCUCAGGAUCAAAUCAUAGACAUUGAGUACGAUUCGGAUACGGGGUGGAAGACGAAAAGCGUUCGGAAGAAUGUGUUUGCAAGCAGUGUGGAAGAGAAGGUGUACAGGAAACGGACCCGUUCGCUGGGUGGUGGGAAUAGUGAGGACGAAACGAUGGACCCGCAGGAUAGUUACGGCGAUACGAAGAAGGUUGCUCCAGUUCAGGGUAGAAAGAGCAGGAGUGGCUCCAAGAGCAGUCUAGAUCGUAGCAAUUUGACGUUGAAUAUAGUGAAAAAUGUUGAUGUUGAGAACUCUUCGUCCAACAAGAAGAACGAGAUGGAUAAGACUAGAAAGGUAGAAAAACAGAGCGCAGUUAAACCGGCAGAGAAAGACACUCAAGUUGCUGUAACGAAGAAAGAGAAAGAAGUCAGCAAAGCUACUAGAGCAAGUUCGACAUCUAAGCCUUCUGCGAUGGUGAAAUCGAAAUCAACCGCUAGUACUCCGAAAAAAGGCACCAAAAGCCCAGCCAAAACCAGUGGAGGAUCGAUAAAGAAGGCUGGAUCUUUGAAAGGAAAAACGACCAAAGCGGCAUCAUCUGCUUCGGUUGCGAGUACCUCGAAAGGGAAGCUGACAGAGAAGCCCAACUUCAAGGAGAUAGACACGAAGACUUCCAAGUCUAAGCUUGGUAGCAAGAAGUCCGACAGCAAGGGUCGUGUGGAUGAGAUCAAGUCGGAAUCGACCGUACUGUACAGUAGCUCUGAAUCGAUCAAGUCCAUCAUUGACGAGGUGCGCAUGGAGCUGCUGCAGAAACCGAAGUCGACAGUUUACUUGAGUGACGAAAGUCCAACCGUACUGAAUCGUAGUCAUUCGUUUAGUGACGGUGAGCUGAACUACAGCAAACGGGUCCAUGAUUGUUACGACAAGUAUGAGUUUGUGGAUGGCCGUAAGCAUUAUCUGUUGAAGGAUGAGCGCUUGAAGGAACGGCUCACCGAUCGCUAUGGUCGAGAGAGAGCGGUAGGGUACGAGAGAAGUGGGGAAAGACGAGGUCGCGGUGAUGAUGAAUACGCACGCAAGGGACGCCGGAUGGUACCGGACGGAGAGGAAGAUGAUCCUUGCCGACGGCCGGAAAUGUUUCCCAAGUGUAAGUCACGCAGCUCUAGCCUUGUGUCGAACGAAGAGGGUGAGGUUAGGCUCAGGCGUAAGGUUUACCACAGUGACAGUGCGGAAGACGAUGACGAUGUAGACGGAGCGGAAGAGGAGGAGGGUGAUGAUGAAGUGUUUGAAAGUUCGUUCUCUCGUGGAAGGAACUCUUCGUUCAAUGGGAAGUCUUCGCUGAAACGUAGAGCACGGUAUGAUACGAGGCGUACGAGUAGCCUUGAGGGUUUGGACCAAUUUCUGGCCAACUUGAAGGAGCGCGAUCGUCACGAUCGGCAUGGUGGAACGCGAGAGGGAACGUACGGGAGUAGCAAGAGCGAUAGUGCGCGGCAUAGCUCCGUCAGUAUUAACGAGAAGCCCGAGUACUUCGAGUACACCAAGUCUCCCUCGUCACCGUAUAGCACCAGCGCUGGUGGUAGUGGCCGUAUUGCUAGUAGUAGAAAAACCGCUAACUAUGCUUCAACUCUUCCCUCCAACAAAUCCUCCAACGGCGUUGCGUUGCUGCAAACCACACCGAAACGUCCGUCGAUGAAAAAAUCUUCCAACGCGUCAACGGUGGACGAUAAUGGUGGUGGUGGUGGUCGUGGUGCUGGUGGAUCUCGUUCUCGUUCGCACGAUCGUCAUUCGAAUCGUUCUGGAUCACCGUCUACUUCCUCGGGGGCAUUCGAUCAUCCGCAACGACGUACGCGCACGUCCCACAGUGACUACGAUGUGCGGGGCCGCAGUCGCUACGGUGGCCACAACGGAGGACGGGAUGCUUACCGGCAGCGUGAUCGUGAGCGAGACCGCGAUCGGAACAGCAGCGAUCAGGAGCGGGACCGAGAUCUGAGCGAUCGAGAGCAACGGGAAUCGCGGGAGCGCGGUGAACUGGACCAAAGUCUUUCGAAUACCGAGGGAACACCGGAGGAUAAGAUAGACGGUAGCCUAAGUGAUACAGCAGUGAUACAGAGCUUGGACGCACGACGUAAGUUGGACCAACGAUCGCCGAAAAGCGAAACACCCACCAGGGACCGGGACCGGUUCGGCACUGGUAUGGGUAUCAAGAGUAACUCAACAUCGCAACUGUCGGCAACAGAUGAAAAAGGUCGUAAGCGACGCAUGGGGUUUGGUAAGCGUGGCAAGAAUUCCUUCACCGUACAUCGAAGCGAGGAGGUGCUUCCGGGCGAGGUGCGGGGCGGCAGCGGUCUAUCGCGAGGCUCGUCCGCCUCCAGCGAUGGUGAAGGAAGUGCCGACGGUGACAGAUGGUCACCAUCGUUACGAGUAGCGGGUGAUACGGGACCUUUAUCGGACUUCAUCGAUGGUUUGGGACCAGGACAGCUAGUUGGACGCCAGGUACUGGGUGCUCCGGCCUUAGGUGAUAUUCAACUGUCUAUGUGCUAUCAGAAGGGUUCCUUAGAGGUUGAAGUGAUAAGAGCAAGGGGAUUGCAGGCACGUCCUGGCUCAAAAGUACUUCCAGCGCCUUACGUUAAAGUGUAUUUAGUUUCCGGUAAAAAAUGUAUAGAAAAAGCAAAAACAACGACUGCUAGGAAAACGUUAGACCCACUAUAUCAGCAACAACUAGUGUUUAGGGAACCGUUUGCGGGGUGCAUACUGCAAGUCACGGUUUGGGGAGAUUAUGGUCGCAUGGAGGGCAAGAAAGUAUUCAUGGGCGUAGCACAGAUAAUGCUGGACAACCUCAACCUCUCACACAUAGUCAUCGGCUGGUACAAACUGUUCGGAACAACGUCACUGGUCAGUGGGCCACCUAGUUUGGGCCUGUCUAGAAGAUCCUCGAUCGCCUCACUCGAUUCACUCAAGCUGUAAAGCCUCUAAGCUGAGACCCAUUGAGCAUCAAUCCACAAUUUCUUCUAUCCCAGCUCUCUCUCUAUUUCUCUCUCUCUCUCCACCAUUCCGUCAUCAUCACGCUCUCUAUCUCACUAUCCCAAAAGACAUCACACACACACGAUCUCUAUCUCCUAUGUUGUGUGCUGAUAAUAAGCAUAGCCACUGUUGAACACACCUCUGCCUGCUUCUCCAGCCGCCAUGUCUGUGUCGAGCAAGUGUGUGCUGCCUUCUGCUGCUCCAGUUUCUGGCUGGCUCCGAUGUUGCUCUGAACCUAUCAAAUUCCUGUUGCAAAGAAUGCUGUGUUCUGUUUAAACGUUUAGCAAAUGUUUUAUGUUCGAUUGGUUGUUGACACGUACACACGCUCACACCCAACGUCCGUGAAAGGCAGCCAUGCCUACUGGCACCGUGUGCGUGCAAUAAGUUUGAAACGUGUAUGGUUUUAGUAAUCGUUCUAGAUUUAGGUUCUUUGUUUGUGUAGUUAAACUGAACUUAUUUCUGCUAUCACGACUUCUACCAGAAUGUUGACCCUUGAAGGGUAGCAAGAAUAAUUUGAGGUACAUAUGAGGUUAGACCUCCCGGGAGAUGUCAUUUACCACCCUUCAGUUUAUCGUUAAAAAAGCAUGAAGACUGCGAAACGUUGAAGCUAUAAGUACUGGAAAGCAGCUCAACACACUCCGAUAGGUUUGUUAAAGAAGUUAAAUGUUGCCAUUAUCUAACCUUUGCUAUUAUUCUUCGUAUUUAAUUGUUAAACACUAAUUUUACUGCAGUAUGUCUAUGCUGACCAUACAUCAUGCAAAAGCUUGCGCAGAAUUAGUUUUACUUCAACCUACAUUCCAUUUUAAUACAAUGUCAAGCCAUCUGGUCUAGUCCAAAGUUAAUGUUGGAGGAAUCCUGCUCCAGCUCCUGUUAAGUUCAGUUUUUCGCCUUUUCCUUAACGACAUACACUUCCAACCAAACCUAGUCAGGUUCCUAACCAACAAACAUCCAAAGUCCUGUAAAAUUUGUGCUCCCAGUCACACGAAUGCUCCUGCAAACCUUACACGAUGAACCAAUCGUAAGCCAGUGCCACCGUAGCUGGUUAGCUUGAGCACAUCGUAGUCUACACUAUUCGAAUGUGCAUAACGAAAUCUUAGCUGCAAACACGUUAACUAGCAAACGAACGCAAACACAAAACAACUCACCUUGUUUUCCCAAUAUUCGGUAUCUCCUCUCUAGUAAGACAAACUUAUUUCUUAACCUGCACUGUAUCCAAGGAAAUGGUGCGAACUUCACACCCGAAUAUGCAUCACGAGGCGGGUGUGAUAGUGAGCUACGUCUGCGAUAGUGGAAACGUGGAAAACGCUGAAGCAAAAACAAAAGGAAAACAGCAACACGUGUCUGCUAGUUCGCGCGCGAUCGAAACCGUUACGGCCUUAUGUACGCAGGGACGCACUGGAAAACUUACACUUACUGGCACGCUCGGUUCUGCGCUGCCAACUGUGGGGGUCUGCCCACCAGCGUCCACACACCACUACCGGAACCAAUCUGCUGUGGCAGUAGAGAUGCAGUCGGAGCGCAUAUAUCAACCGGUGUUUUGGGCGGGAUGCGGAGCUAGAUAUUACUUGUUUUAAUCAAAACCAUUACCAUUACCAUACUUUAACCAUUUCUCUUGUAAAGCAUAUUCGUUGUAAGUCGACAAUGAGACUAGGAACAAAGUGAGGCAACUCAACCAAAUAUGAAGCCCCAACAUGUUGAAACACAACUUAUACAAAACAGAGGCAAGAAUAGGAAGAACAAAAACAAAGUAAAGUUCUUUUCACAAGCGUAUUAUGUAAUGCGAAAGUGAAAUAAACGAGGCGGUAGGAGGAGAAAAAAAAGAAACUCAAAUCUGUGAAUUUAUUAAAUUGUAAUAUUUGAAACCAAACCAAAACUAAACAAAACACAAAACACACUUGACACAGACAGACACGAAAGGGUAGGGUGAGGUUAAAGAAUAAAAUAAAAAGAAAAAUCAUAACUCUUAUUAUAAUAAGUAUAUGCUUCAGUCAAACGUUAAAAGGAAAAGGAAGGCAGAACCGCCGGAUACAGUUAGAGCAGCUAGGAAGGAUAACGAAUGGAUAAAACCGGUCUGGCGUGAGAUGAGGGCCCUUCGAAGGGCAAAGAGGGGCAUUAAAUAUCAAAUACUUGUCCAGCUGAAAUGAAACAUAACAUCACAAUGUUCCACAAACUGGGUUAUUCUUGCUCAACAGCAACAAAUUUGUCACGAGGAACGACAGAAGUACAAAAUGGCUUGUGCGAGCGAUUAAGAUGGGAUAGGUAGAUUGAGCUAGAAGGUCAGGUAAGUGAUCAAACGAUAAACCGAAUCAGUUAAAUAAACAAACUCAUGUGAAUCGAAUACACACAAACAACACACACACACAGCAACAUUCAAACACUAGUAUCUCUCACACAUACCUUAUGACAUAUGAACGAAGCAACAAAGCAAACAAAAAAAAACAAAGCAAAACAAAACUAAAAUCAACAUAUUGUUUGCCUUAGCACACGAAUAGACGCUGUUUAAAUAAAAGUCAUGCUUUCUAAAUCAGCUACUAAGCCGCAUUUACACAAUAAGAGGAAAGUACCGGAACGGCCAUCAAAACUGUGGCGUCAGCAGCAACAGCAGCAGCAGCAGCAGUGUAAAAGCUUUGAGCUUCUCGUGCUCCACGGCUUGCGAAACGGGAUGGACGCGAAAGGAAUGGGAAAAGGUGUAAGAGAAUAGGAACAAAUCAUAAUGUUAAAACAAUUUACAAAACAUCAUCACACCAGCUGACGAGAAGGGACGUAGUUAAUGAAUGCUAAUGCACGUUUACUAUAUACUAAACUAAAGCAAACAAAAAACCCCAGCAAAAAGGCGGUCAGGAUGCGUGCUUUUGCCGAGAAAGGAAAAUAAAAAAUUAAACCAAUGGAAUGAGAAAACGAGCCAAAAACCAUAUCUUUAUCAGUAAGACAAUUCUUAGCAAAUAUGAACACAAAAUGAAAGUUGAAAAAAUGAAUAAAAAAGAAAAAGAAAAUAGGAAGACAUAAAAAAAAAACAUAAAACAAACAUAACAAAACCGAAAACAAGGAAUAGGUACCACACACAAAAAAAACGAGAACAACAACAUUAUAUAGGAUGCAGCACUUGUUUUGCUGAGUAUGAGAAAACGUUAGGGUUAGCUAGGCGCAUGAAAUAAGAAUACCGUUCGAAUCCUGAAUCAACCAUAUUACCGCAAAGGGAAAGGCCGAUGGCCACCCCGGCCGCUCAGACGCGUGUGUAUAUGUAUGUGUGUGUAUGUUAUGCUUUUGCUCUGGGUUGUCUCUGGUGGAUAUGUUGGAUGUUCAGGCAAAAGUUCGCUAAUCGCUUUUUUGCCGGUGCAAUACAGGAUGGUGAUGAAAGUAAGUAAAUCUCUUUGCGAAACUGUUAAAGUGAGGAUCUUGGCAUUCCAAUGUUUUGGCAAAGUUCAAUAUCUUCACAAAAAAAUGGCGCUGUAUGCCUGUUUUUUCUUCGGGAGGACACAGAACAUUCGUUCCCUCGUAAACACCAACAUUAGAGAGUCAGUUUUGAACGAUGAUUAUUUGUCUGUUUCGGAUUCCAAGUGGGUCUGUUAGUUCUUGCGCAUGGAAAAUGUUUCGUCAUCACCAGAAUAUCGUUUGGUUGCGUUUGGGUUUUUGUACAUAGAAAGGAAUGAUGGUACGAUGAAAGUGUGUAGACGACGCUUGCUCCAGCCCUGAACAAUACACCUAUCAGCAGUGUCCAACAGUACAUUGGAGCUACCAUUAAGAAUGGGUUUGCUUGGUCACUCUCUUCCACACACACACGAACACACUCACUCUAUUUCUCUCUCAAUCUCUUCUCUCGAAGCUUAUUUCUUCCCCCGUUUUGAAAGCAAAAGCCUCAACAUAAUUAAAUUAAAUUAGGAAACGCAAUGCAACGAGCAUCAGCUGUCUUACAAAUUACGAACAAAGUAAAAUACAAACAAGAACAAACUAACAAAUAAGGAAGGAGCGCAGCGAAGGAAACGCUUAACGGUGGGAAAAAGGCAGGCAAGCAAGCUUGCUGCACUGUAAAUAAGAUCAGGUUUCUACAGGGAACUUUGAGAAACGAUUCAUUAUCAUAUAGCCAAUCAAACUAACUUCUCAAUGACGCAAGAAAAUUGAAUGGAAGAUUUGACGAAAACGCACCAAAGGUAUCGGUUUUGAUGUGCUUGGAUUUCAGCUUUGAAGCUCCUCCUUUUAGUUGCGUUUCUUCUUUAGCAGUUUCUUAAAACUCGAUUUCAUUCACAACUCUCUUUCUAUCUCUUCCUCUCUCUAAGUACCAGGAAUAAGGAUUCUUUCGAAGGACAUAUUUAAUUUGAUGUGUUCUUGAAGAUGAUCUUUUGUCCGAUUUUCUCGAUGACUUCUUAAACAACGAAACUUGGACACUAUACAGCGUGGUAUGAUUUACUUUGCUGCUUUAUUUUUCUGGCAAAAACAGAGUGUUUGAUUAACACAGAUACAGAUGUUUGAUCCGUCCAGUGGAAAUGGAUUCCUGAAACGCCACAAAAGAACAAAAAGAAAAACAAACCGAAAAGAAACGAAAACAAAAGCCACGUGUUCGUGCUGCCUUGGGACACUCGGAUGAGUGGCGAAGCUAGAAAAACAAUACCAGGACCAACCGAUUGUUCUCUUCCCGCGAAUUUCUGGAUAAUCUUUGGUUUAUCGACAACAACAAAACAAAGAACAGUAACGGCGAUUUUGAAUCCAACGAACCCAUUUGCCCCCGAAAAAAGGCUGAUGAUUGGAAAAGUGUUUUAUUUUUUGGGUGAGCUUAAAGUUGAUUUUAAGGAUAUCGUUGUGCAUAUUUUCUUUUGAAGUUUGUUUCAUCUGGAACCGUAAUACGCUUAGUACCAGCUAAGGUCCGCACGUCCGCAGGCGUGGACGAUCCUGCACCAUUUUGCCCCGCUGAGCAUGCAAACGCAAGAGAACAAACGAGUAUGAACAAGGUUACUCACAGGAGGGUAGGGUUAAAAUUUGUUGCUUUAAGUGCUUUGCAGUAUAAUAAAAGUCCAUGCGGCCAUGGAACGAUCGACAACUUGUAAAAAAGCACCACGCCAAACAGAGGAAGGAAAACCAAGGACAAACUAAUUCGGAAACAGCAAUUGAGGCCUAUUGAAUACAAAAUUAACAAAAACGCAUAGUUUAGGGUGUAGUGUUGUGUUAUGCAUAUGCAAAGCUAAUGUUUUAAUUGUUCUCCUAUUUAAGGGUAAGUUUUCACAUGCUCCAAACGAUUACGACCGAAUGCCUAAUUUGCGGAGGAACGUGAUAGGAGCAAGAUGGCACGCGUGGAACCAGGAACAAGUUUUUGGAGCAAAUUCUUAUGAAUCGCUGUACGCUGCUGCUUAUCAUUUGCAAUGUUGAGUAUAGGUUGCUUGGAACAUGCCAGUUGCCAGUUGUGUGGAUGCGACGUUUAAAUGGCGCGAACGGCUCGCCCUUUUGUUUUGGGGCGGGCGGGUGACGCACGUGCAAACGAAUCCAGGGAAGUGAAAAAUGUUACCACUAUAUCGAUUAUUUGCUGUUGAGGUUAGGAGUGUCGGAUAGGACCGGGGAGCACUAGUAGCAUCAACAUCAAAACAAAGCGAAAAGCAAAGCAAACAAACAUAUAACAAAUGGCCGCACUAUUGGCAAGUGAGAGCAUGUGUACGCAAGUGUUUGGUUGGGGAGGGAAAACACGGGGAAAUAGAAAUGUUAGUAGAUAAAACAAAAUGGGAUGUUAAGCAAAGAGUAAAAUAAUUUACAAAACAAUUGAACAAAAAACCCAAAACAAAUAAAGAAACUAAACCAUUAAAUGAAUCAACAAUCCAAACCCAACACAAUGGAACACAAAAUACAACCGCAACAUUUGCCCGUUUCCGUCGUGGUGAGAUGGGUGAACGUUUGUACAAAGCUAGGCAAAAACAGAGACACAUGAGAUCAACUAGUAUCCCGUAGCUAAGAACCAAUGAUGAACGACUGGACGGUGGAAGGUUAGCCAUGCAAGUAAAAAAAACGUAAAUUUUAAAAUUAUUUUAUAUCAAACUAAGUAUUAUCACACAAAUACACACUACACAAACAUACACGAUACAUGAAGAAAACAUACAUACAUACAAAGAACACGUCACUACUGGGACAAUGCUGUAAGUAAAUGCUGAAUGAACGAACCCAAGAAGAUGGUACGCGGCUAAUGGCUAGAGUCAUGCGUUUUGUUUGUCUCACACUAGAAGUUAAUCGGGAAACGAAAAUCGACAACAUUAUAUAAAUAUUUAAAACAAAUCAACUAACAUGAACAAACAUCAAACUAACCACAAAAUGCGCCAAACGGAAUGAAACAAACGCGUACGCAGGCUUGGAAACGGUCACACUGCUCUACAUACAUAUAUCAUCGUACAUUUCGUUUCGGUUUGGACGCAAGGACGCAAUGAUCAUACCAAACACACAAACAUUCCACUCCAUUUAGGAAGAACAAUGCGGGACGAAGCGACAUUCACACACACAAAAAAAAAAUGCGAAAAAACAAAAAUGGGAAACAGGAUAACACAAUAUACACAAACCUUAUAGUUAAACUGCAUUAUACUUACAGUGUCAACCGUAUACAGUAACAUGCACACUAAGAACGCGUAUACAUUGAACUCGUACAUGGCAAAACAGGCAAAACGAACACACGAACCGGAUUGAUCGCCGCUCGAGAAACCGUUUACGGCAGUCAGGCAGACAGACAGACAGACAGAUACGAUAGGCGGACAGGCACAGAACACACUGCUCACUGGCGUAGGGAGCGGGGAUGCGAUUAAACGAGCGAUAGGUGCGAUCGCAACCAUGAACAUAAUUCAAGAGAAUAUUGUAAAAUACAAAAAUUUCUAUUAUUAUUAAAACCAUAUAUAAAUAUACCGAAACAAAACAAACAAAAAAUCUAUAUAUAUACUAAUAUAUAUAUAAAAGAAAGGAAAAAAAAACUGUAUCCCCUCUCGGCUAAGAAAAUGUCGAGAAACGACAAUAAAACUGUGAGAUUGAAAACGAAAA